AUGAGGUCCCUGUGGCUCUGCUGGGCGCUCUGGGUGCUGCCCCUGGUGGGCCCUGGGGAGGCCGUGACCGAGGAGCGGAUCCUGAGCAGCCUGCUGCAGCAGCUGCACCUCCAAGAGGUGCCCGUCCUGGAUGAGAGCGACGUGGAGGAGCUGGUCACCCCUGCCCACGUGAGGGCCCAGUACGUGGCCCUGCUGAGGCGCAGCCAUGGAGCCCCCUCCCGAGGGAAGAGGUUCAGCCAGAACUUCCGAGAGGUGGCUGGCAGGUUCCUGGUGUCCGAGGCCUCCACACUCCUGCUGGUGUUCAGCAUGGAGCAGCGGCUGCCCCCCAACAGCGAGCUGGUGCAGGCGGUGCUGCACCUCUUCCAGGAGCCGGUCCCCGAGUCCGCGCUCCACAUGCAUGCGCUGCUCUCUCCGCGCAGCGACCGAGCCCAGGUCACCAUCCAGUGGCUGCAGGUCCGGGAUGAUGGCUCCAACCGCACGUUCCUCAUCGACUCCAGAGCCGUGUCCAUCCGUGAGAGCGGCUGGAAAACCUUCGAUGUGACCGAAGCCGUGAACUUCUGGCAGCAGCUGAGCCGGCCCCGGGAGCCCCUGCUGCUGCAGGUGUUGGUGCAGAGGGAGCACCCGGGCGGGCUGGCCUCCAGCACCUACAAGCUGGUCCGCUUCGCCUCCCAGGGCCCAUCGGGCACCUGGCAGGGCGAGCCGCAGCUGGAGCUGCGCACCCUGGACCUCGGAGAGUUCGGAGCUCAGGGCAACUGCGACCCCGAGGCGCCCGUGAGCCAGGGCACCCGCUGCUGCCGCCAGGAGACGUACAUCGACCUGCAGGGGAUGAAGUGGGCUGAGAACUGGGUCCUGGAGCCCCCGGGCUUCCUGGCCUACGAGUGUGUGGGCACCUGCCGGCAGCCCCCGGAGACCCUGACCUCCAAGUGGCCGCUUCUGGGGCCAAGAGAGUGCAUCGCCUCAGAGACGGCCUCGCUGCCCGUGAUCGUCAGCAUGGAGGAAGGAGGCCGGCGCCGGCCCCAGGUGGUCAGCCUGCCCAACAUGAGGGUGCAGAGGUGCAGCUGCGCCUCGGACGGGGCGCCCGUGCCCCGGAAGCUGGAGCCGUAG
This is a messenger RNA of Phyllostomus hastatus (greater spear-nosed bat), 1104 nucleotides long. RefSeq names its product left-right determination factor 1-like. Gene Ontology annotation, cellular component: extracellular region. Gene Ontology annotation, molecular function: cytokine activity; growth factor activity; transforming growth factor beta receptor binding. Gene Ontology annotation, biological process: SMAD protein signal transduction; BMP signaling pathway. NCBI's taxonomy places the organism in Eukaryota, Metazoa, Chordata, Mammalia, Chiroptera, Phyllostomidae. The record is from RefSeq and is a predicted model, not a curated record. Bases 1 to 1104 code for a protein of 367 amino acids. The transcript is spliced from 4 exons.